AUGAAAGUCAUAAAGGAGGACGGAAGUUCAAUAUAUAAACUCACCGAUUUUGGAGCGUCACGAGUCUUGGAGGAAAACGAACAAUUUAUGUCCUUGUGUGGCACGGAGGAAUAUCUGCACCCUAACGUGUUCGAAAGGGCGAUCCUUCGCAAAAAUCAAAAUCAAAGUUUCCAAUCCACCAUUGACCUUUGGUCGCUUGGGGUCACGUUGUACCAUGCGGCAACGGGGGCUCUUCCCUUUCAACCUUACGGAGGGUUGAGAAACAACAAAAGGAUUAUGUAUGAGAUGAUCAGUAAGAAAGAAUUUGGCCACAUAUCCGGGGCGCAGACCUCCCCGAAUGGUCCCAUUCAGUGGAGCAACAAACUACCGGACUCUUGCCGAUUGAGUGCCGGUUUGAAACGCAUAAUCACCCCGAUGUUAGCCAAUUUAAUGCACGUUGAUUCAAAACGAUCCUUUGAUCGAUUUUUCACAGAAGUAGACAAAUUACUUUCCAGAAAAUGCAUACAUGUGUUUAAUGUUAGUGGAGCUGAAUUAAUUAGAGUAUACCUUUCCAAACAGGAAGAGUAUGCUGUUUUUGAGGAGAAUAUUAGAGAGCAAACGAAUAUAACAACAGAAAAUCAACUAAUUCUUUAUGACAUGAAUGCUAUAUACGGAGAAAUUCAAUUUGAAACGUCAGAAAAUAAACCGUUAUACUUAUUUAAUAAAGACAAAACCAGAGAAAUAAGUAUUCAAAAUAUCGAAUUACCUUCAUUGGAAAGUUUUCCUGAGGUUUUAGAUCUUGAAAAGGACGCAUAUUUAGCACAAAUUGCUUACACAACAUCUUGUAAAUGCAAGCAGUACAUUGCAAAAAUAUCACUAGUUUGUAAAUUAUUGUGUGACUCUGUCAAGACCUUCUCAAAGUUUCUUUGUAAAAAUCUAAAAAAACUGUACAACACAAGCACACAUUUAUCAGCCAAGUACACUUUAAUUGUGAAUAAAGCCGAUUCCAUUUGGUUUACGAAAAAGCUGAUUAAAUACUUAUCAAAAAAUUGCGAAAUGUCGGAGGACAUCAGUAAAGAACAUCUUAAGAAUUUGCGCACUAAGAUUGAACAUUUGCAUGAAACGGAAUGCGAAUAUAACCAUUUAUUUUUAAAAUGGGAAGCCAUUGUUUGCUGUCUGAAAUGCCCCCAAAAAACGUUAGCAACGGCAAAGGCGGAGACUUUCGAAAAUAUUUUAUUCGAAUCGUGGAUGAAAUUUGAAAGAGAUCGUGACACCGGCAAAUUAACCGGAGGCGACGAAGAGUGUCAUUUAUUUGAAAGGAACAGGAUAUCUGAUGUAUUUUAUCGGAUGCUGCAUCUACUCGAGACGGAAGUGCAGUCGCAAUAUGUUCAGUUCGUUCGUGGAUUUGAUGAAUGGUUCGAGGCCGCUUUGCAGAUUUAUGAAGAAGUGGUGAGGUUGGAGAAAAGUUUGGUAGAGUUCGAAGAAAUUUUGGACGAGUUCGACAUGAAACUUUGCGUCAGCCGAUGCGGUCUUGUCGAUUACGUUAAAAGUAUUAAUCGAAAACAGACAUUUUCUGAAACUCAUAAAAAUGACAACUCGACGAAAGAUGUGCUUCAAAAAGUUAAGAUGGAUAUUCAUAAUUUAUUGAACAAUAGUAGGGACAUUAGAACGCAAUUAUUGGAAUAUUGUUAA
Messenger RNA from Aethina tumida (small hive beetle), 1671 nucleotides. Its product is annotated as serine/threonine-protein kinase TBK1-like. The record is from RefSeq and is a predicted model, not a curated record. Gene Ontology annotation, cellular component: cytoplasm. The coding region runs from base 1 to 1671 and encodes 556 amino acids. Gene Ontology annotation, biological process: peptidyl-serine phosphorylation. Lineage: Eukaryota; Metazoa; Arthropoda; Insecta; Coleoptera; Nitidulidae. Gene Ontology annotation, molecular function: protein serine/threonine kinase activity; ATP binding. The transcript has a single exon.